This is a messenger RNA of Clavispora lusitaniae ATCC 42720, 1107 nucleotides long. RefSeq lists its product as uncharacterized. The record is from RefSeq and is a predicted model, not a curated record. Gene Ontology annotation, biological process: regulation of cyclin-dependent protein serine/threonine kinase activity. Gene Ontology annotation, molecular function: protein kinase binding; cyclin-dependent protein serine/threonine kinase regulator activity. Gene Ontology annotation, cellular component: nucleus; cyclin-dependent protein kinase holoenzyme complex. Lineage: Eukaryota; Fungi; Ascomycota; Pichiomycetes; Serinales; Metschnikowiaceae.
AUGGCCUCAACCUAUUCAAGCAAGUAUGUGACGGACAUACCGUUGAAAAGACCACGUGAAACUUUUGUUGAUGAUCCGCACUCGCUCGACGAGGUCUCUUUGAAUGAGUUAGAGUUUGACUUGGCCAAUGACAUCAAAGACAUCAAUCGACUCCAGAUAUUCCAUGCCAUAGCCAUCUUCCAUGCCACGCUCCAGGACUUGAUCAAGCUCAGCGCGCAUGCGGAUUUGUUGUGCAAAUUUCGCCAGGAGCAACUCGACUCCUACAAUAUUGAUGUCACCGACUUGUCCUUCUCUGCGACUUCAAACGUUGAAGAACCUCUGCUUCCCUCGGACGCUCUAGCAGUAGACUUUUCCGAUGCAGGCGUGGCCCUUGCAGACCCAGACUCCUAUGUUUCGCUCUCUGAAGCAGCUAAGAUCGGCCUUGAUGCCUCGGCUCUUUCCCCUCUACGACAAAGCAGCGAUGCAGACAUGUCCGAUGCAGUAACUCCAAACGGCGACGAAGUCGAUGUUGCGCAUGAAGAGUUUAUUUCGACGGAAUCGCUCAUUCAGUCCACGUCUUUGGACCAAGUCGCUGACCCUAUUACUUGCCACAGCAACGAAAGGGUUAAAAGCGAAGCGUUAUUCUACCUUCGCCCGAACAUUCAGCAACAAAGUGAGCAUCUUUUGAAGGUGUUCAGCUUGGCUAAGGAACCUAGUGUUUCUAUCAAGGACUUUCUUCUUCGCAUCAACAAGUAUUCACCUUCUGUUUCCAUCUCGGUGUACAUUCACUGUGCUUAUAUGCUUUUCAAGCUUUGUGCUCUCUAUGGCGCCAUUCCCUUGACUCCUCUUAAUGUUUAUCGGCUCAUUGCAGCUCUGAUAAGAUGUCUGACUAAGAAAUUGGAAGACAUUUAUCAGAAGCAAAGGAGCUUUGCCCAAGUUGUGGGCGUAGACCUCAAGGACUUAUGCAAGUUCGAAAUCAGCUUCCUCUACUUGUGCAACUUUAAGCUUAUUGUCAGCGAGUAUAUUCUCAACCACUUUCUUACCAAAAACUUUCUAGCAUUGCGCAGUUUUUGCAAAAAACACUUCCCUGAAAGCUCUGCAGAGCAUAACGAAAACGCUACGAAUUGA